Brassica rapa (field mustard) is the source of this 2665-nucleotide messenger RNA. Its product is annotated as acylamino-acid-releasing enzyme. NCBI's taxonomy places the organism in Eukaryota, Viridiplantae, Streptophyta, Magnoliopsida, Brassicales, Brassicaceae. Gene Ontology annotation, molecular function: protein binding; serine-type endopeptidase activity. Gene Ontology annotation, biological process: proteolysis. The record is from RefSeq and is a predicted model, not a curated record.
CUAUCUAGUGCAAAUUCCCUAUAAAAUUUCAAUAGAGGCACUAUAAUGGAUGUGACAUCGAAAGUUUGCAACUUUUAUAAUAUAAAAGAUAGAGAUAGAUGGCGAGAAUCUAUACGCACUCUGCACUCACUUGCUCCACUAAUUUGGGAUUUCACUUCCGUUCCUCUUCCUCCCAUCUUCAUCUUCGUCGCCUUAUCUCCCCCACAAGUCUCACUCUUCCACUCGCUAAAACCCAAUCCUCUUGGACUGGAAGAAGAGUUGUAGCCAUGGAUUCUUCUGGAACUGACUCGGCUAAGGAACUGCAUGUUGGCUUGGACUCAGCUACUGAGGAAGAGUAUGCCACACAGUCAAAGUUACUUCAAGAGUUCAUGAGCAUUCCCACCCUUGACAAAGCUUGGAUUCUCAGCUCUGAUUCUGGUUGUCAGGCAAUGGUUGCCAUGAGUCAAGCAAACCUUUUGGCUAAUAAAAGGAGGAAGUUUAUGUUAUCUGCUCUCAUCUCCAAAGACGAAACUACAAGUAACCAAUCUUCUGUCAACUUUCACUGGACUCCAUUUCCAGUUGAGAUGACUGGCGCAUCGGCCUUUGUCCCCUCUCCAUCAGGUCUGAAGCUUCUUGUGAUUCGAAACCCUGAAAACGAGUCUCCUACAAAGUUUGAGAUAUGGAGUUCGUCUCAGCUAGACAAGGAGUUUCAUAUCCCACAGAAAGUUCAUGGCUCUGUAUACCUUGAUGGAUGGUUUGAAGGGAUCUCUUGGAACUCAGAUGAGACUCGUGUUGCUUAUGUUGCAGAGGAACCAUCUCCUCCCAAACCUACGUUUGACCAUCUUGGUUAUUACAAGAAAGGAACUUCUUCGGACAAGGAUAUUGGAAGCUGGAAAGGUCAAGGAGAUUGGGAAGAUGAAUGGGGAGAAGCGUAUGCCGGAAAAAAGCAGCCUGCCCUGUUUGUUAUCGAUGUUGACAGUGGAGAGGUGGAGCAUAUCAAAGGAGUUCCAAGAUCGAUAAGUGUCGGACAGGUUGUUUGGAGUCCAAACAGUAAAGGCUCAGCUCAGUACUUAGUUUUCGCUGGAUGGUUAGGAGAUAAAAGAAAGCUUGGUCUCAAACACUGCUACAACAGACCAUGUGCCAUUUACGCAGUUAGAUGCCCAGAACCUAAAGAUGAUGCUAAUGAACCAUUCCCUGUUCAUAAUUUGACUAAAAGCAUAAGCAGCGGUUUUUGCCCACGGUUCAGCAAAGAUGGCAAGUUUCUUCUGUUUUUAUCCGCAAAGGCCGCUGUUGAUUCUGGGGCGCAUUGUUCAACCGAGUCACUUCACAAGAUUAGCUGGCCAAGCGAUGGGAAACUUCCUGAAUCAACUAAUAUCGUUGAUGUGAUUGAAGUUGUGAAUUGUCCCGAUGAUGGUUGUUUCCCUGGGCUCUAUGUCACCGGACUUUUGAGUGAUCCGUGGCUGUCAGAUGGCACUCUUAUAUUGUCUUCCUACUGGCGCAGUUGUAGAGUAAUACUCAGCUUAAAUUUGAUAAGUGGUGAACUAUCACGUGUCAGCCCUAAUGAUUCUGAUUUUUCAUGGAGUGUUCUUGCACUUGAUGGUGAUAAUGUUGUUGCUGUGUCUAGCAGUCCAGUGAGUGUUCCUGAAAUCAAGUAUGGAAAGAAAGUUCUUGAUCCAUCUGGAAAGCCUUCAUGGCAUUGGUCAACUAUCCAAAAACCAAUAUUUAAAUGCUCUGAGAAGGUGACAUCAGGGCUUUCAUCUCUUCAGUUUAAAAUUCUAAAAGUUCCAGUCAGUAAUGUUUCUGAAUGUCUCACCGAAGGGGCCAAAAGACCUUUUGAAGCUAUAUAUAUAUCGUCUUCAGAGACCAAGGAGAAUGGGAAAUGUGAUCCUUUAGUUGUUGUCCUCCAUGGAGGCCCUCAUACAGUUGCACCAUGCAGCUUCUCCAAGCAGUUGGCAUAUCUCUCCUCAAUUGGAUACAGUCUGCUGAUUGUAAAUUACAGGGGUUCGUUGGGAUUUGGGGAAGAUGCUCUGCAGUCUGUACCUGGAAAAAUUGGAUCACAGGACGUGAACGAUGUUCUCUCAGCUGUAGAUCAUGCCGUCGAAAUGGGACUUGCAGACCCGUCUAGAAUAACCGUGCUAGGUGGUUCUCACGGUGGGUUUCUGACCACACACUUGAUUGGCCAGGCGCCGGAUAAGUUUGUGGCAGCAGCUGCGAGGAAUCCUGUAUGCAACAUUGCAUCAAUGGUUGGGAUUACGGAUAUACCUGAUUGGUGUUUCUUUGAAGCUUAUGGUGACCAGACUCACUACACAGAAGUCCCCUCACCUGAAGACAUGUCUCUGUUUCAUCAAAUCUCUCCUAUAUCACACAUCUCAAAGGUGAAAACACCCACUCUGUUUCUUUUGGGAACUGUGGAUCUCCGUGUUCCUAUUUCAAAUGGAUUUCAAUACGUUAGGGCGUUAAAGGAGAAAGGAGCCGAUGUUAAAGUCUUAGUCUUUCCUAAUGACAAUCAUUCUCUAGACAGACCGCAGACGGAUUAUGAAAGCUUUCUCAACAUUGCUGUCUGGUUCAACAAGUAUUGCAAGCUGUGAACAUCUUGUGAUUGUUAUCGUAAUAAGUGAAAUGAAAAUAAAAGUACUUUUUAAAUCAAAUACUUGACUUUUGAAUAAAGGAAUUUGACUUUAUACUA